Messenger RNA from Andrographis paniculata, 1214 nucleotides. RefSeq names its product abscisic acid receptor PYL2-like. Gene Ontology annotation, cellular component: nucleus; cytoplasm. Gene Ontology annotation, molecular function: signaling receptor activity; abscisic acid binding; protein phosphatase inhibitor activity. The transcript has a single exon. The record is from RefSeq and is a predicted model, not a curated record. Lineage: Eukaryota; Viridiplantae; Streptophyta; Magnoliopsida; Lamiales; Acanthaceae. The coding region runs from base 153 to 761 and encodes 202 amino acids. Gene Ontology annotation, biological process: abscisic acid-activated signaling pathway.
CUCUCUCUCUCUCUCUCUACAAAGUCAAAAUUUUCCAUAAAAAUUUUCAUUUUCUGUAUAUAUAUCAGAAGAUCGAUUUUGAUCAUUGUUCUAAUUGAAAAUAAAAAUUGAAUCUUUGAGUAUAUAUACAUAUUUGUUGCAUAAAAACAAAAAUGGCGGAGAAGUCGCCGGAAAUGGUGAUACCGCAGGGAGCCAUGUCGCUGGAGGAGUACGCGCAGGUGGAGCACGUGAUCCGCACGUACCAUACUUUCCCGCCAUUGCCGAGGACGUGCACCUCACUCAUCACGCAGCGGAUCGACGCGCCGGCGGACGACGUCUGGCCCAUCGUCCGGCGGUUCGACAAUCCCCAGCGGUACAAACACUUUAUAAAAAGCUGCCGCCUGCUCGACGGCGGCGACGGCGGUGGCGACGCCGUCGGAGUCGGCAGCGUUAGGGAGGUCACGGUGGUUUCCGGCCUCCCCGCCUCCACCUCCACCGAGCGGCUGGAGAUUCUCGACGACGACCACCAUGUCCUCAGCUUCCGAGUCGUCGGCGGCGAGCACCGGCUCAAUAAUUACCGGUCGGUAACCUCCGUCAACGAAUUUUCCGGCGACGGCGGCGGGAAGGUUUACACUGUUGUGAUUGAAUCGUACAUCGUCGAUAUACCGGAGGGGAACACCGGCGAGGACACGAAGAUGUUCACCGACACAGUGGUGAAGCUGAAUCUGCAGAAGCUGGCGGUGGUGGCGACGGCGGCGUUGCACGGCCGCCAUGAAUCGUGAUCGAUCGGGAGAUUUGGUUGAUUUCGGAGACGAUGGUUGAAUCCGGCGGCCGGCGGCGAACGCAGGCCGGAAGUGGGAGGUGUGAGCACGGCGGCGAUGGCGGUGGAAGAAAGUACUGCGGCGGCGGCGCCGGUCUUUUGCUGUUUUUUAUUUUUAUUAUUAUUAUUAUUUUUAAAAAUUUUAGGGUUUGCUUGUUCGCUGGAGUUGAUUUAUAUAAUAUUGUGAAUUGGUCAGAAAUAGAAUAAGGAAGUGCGCAUUAGUGACAAUGUUGCUCGUCGUCACCACAGAUUCGUUGACAUAAUUAUAUAGUUAUAUAAUAAUAUUAAUAUAAUAAUAAUAAUAUUAUAAUCAGACGACAUCACUAUUUUGCCACCGGCCCACUGUUAUCGCCGCCGCCGCCGUCGCCGCCGACAAAGAAGAAGGAGGAGGAGAAUACAAUAGUAGAAGUAGAAG